Neoarthrinium moseri is the source of this 882-nucleotide messenger RNA. RefSeq lists its product as uncharacterized. Lineage: Eukaryota; Fungi; Ascomycota; Sordariomycetes; Amphisphaeriales; Apiosporaceae. The transcript is spliced from 2 exons. The record is from RefSeq and is a predicted model, not a curated record. Bases 1 to 882 code for a protein of 293 amino acids.
AUGUUUUGUAUAAGCUGCGGCACCUCGCUGCCGGACCAGGCUCGCUUCUGUUCCUCGUGCGGCACACAGCUGCCCGUGGCGGCCGGGUCGGCGACGGUGCAACAGCAGCCGUCGCCCGUGUCGAGCCAUCACGCCUCACCUCUCGUCGUCCAGCCGCGGCCGGCGCAGCAGCAGCAAGUCUACUCUGGCCCACCGCCGCCGCCAUCCAUCGUUCAGCAGCAAACCGCAAACGCGCUCAUUGCGCCGGGCGGCCAGCCCACGGCGGCGUUCAACAGGCUGGCGGCGGAGGUUUUCUACGCGCUCGACGCGAACGUGGCACCCCAAAGAACAGGUGCCCUCGAGGUCUCCAAGCUGAUCUCCUACCGCACCCUCUCCGCGCUCUCCGUUCCGCCCUACUACGGGGAAUAUGUGCUGCCGACGUACGCGGCCGUGAUCCUGAUCGAGCUGAUCCCUAACCAGCCGCCGACGGCCCCUGUCGUGUCCUGGCGCGGGUGGCACCAGUUCCUGCUCCAGAAGAUCCUUGCCGAGCCCGGACAGACGUACGUAGGCCUCACGAGGCUCUUUGGCACGUUCGGAAUGCCUGUGUGGUUCGGAGCCGGGGACUUCCCGAGGGCGGCGGACCCGUUGGCGGUCGGCAAAGAGCAGAGAUUCCGCGCCGAGAUAUACGCGCUUGCGCAACGAAGUUUGAGCUCGGGGUCAUCGGGUGGUGGAAUGCUCGGCGGACUGUUCGGUGGAGGCGGCUCGUCCUCCGGGGGUGGGGGGAAGAUGAGCAAGAUGGCUGCACACGCCAUGUUGAAGCUGGCGACACAAGGUAGUGCGAACAUCGUGAAUGCUAGUCUACCUGCAGGGACCGGCUUUGUGGCACCAUUCCCAGGAUUUUAG